This is a messenger RNA of Eutrema salsugineum, 2384 nucleotides long. Its product is annotated as LRR receptor-like serine/threonine-protein kinase FEI 1. The transcript has 14 exons. Lineage: Eukaryota; Viridiplantae; Streptophyta; Magnoliopsida; Brassicales; Brassicaceae. Gene Ontology annotation, biological process: protein phosphorylation. The record is from RefSeq and is a predicted model, not a curated record. Bases 231 to 2012 code for a protein of 593 amino acids. Gene Ontology annotation, molecular function: protein binding; protein kinase activity; ATP binding.
CUCUCUCUAAUUUCUCUCUCUUCAAAUCCUACCAUAAAUCACACACACAUAUACACAAAAAAGUCUUUUUUUUUGUUCCAUUAGUUAUAGUUUGCUUUACAGCUCAAUUAGUCGUCGUCUUCUUCCUCUGUCCUAUUCUUGUUCAUCCUCCUCCUCGUGGAUCCAUUUUUCUGAGGAGAGGCUGUUCUUUCAAAUGAUUUGUAGUAACUCUAUUAUGCUUGGACAGUGCCAUGAUGGGCAUCUGUGAGAUGAAAAGCUGCUGGUCAUGGCUUCUUUUGAUCUCAUUGCUUUGUGCACUAUCAAAUGAAAUCCAAGCGAUUAGCUCUGAUGGCGAGGCGCUUCUGAGCUUCAGAAAUGCAGUUAGUAGAUCAGAUAGUUUCAUCCAUCAGUGGAGACCAGAGGAUCCGGAUCCAUGUAAAUGGAAUGGAGUGACAUGUGAUGCAAAAACGAAAAGAGUUAUAACCUUGAAUCUUACUUAUCACAAAAUAAACGGACUUUUACCUCCUGAGCUUGGAAAUCUGGACCAUUUGAGGCUUUUAAUGCUUCACAACAAUGGUUUGUAUGGACCAAUACCUACAACAUUGAGAAAUUGCACGGCGUUGGAGGGAAUUUACUUGCAGAGUAACUACUUAAGUGGACCAAUCCCAGCUGAAAUGGGAGACCUGCCUAGCCUUCAAAAGCUGGAUGUGUCAAGCAACUCUCUCAGUGGAUCUAUCCCUGCUUCACUUGCGCAGCUGAAAAAGCUUAGUGACUUCAAUGUCUCAAACAACUUCCUGGUGGGGGAAAUACCUUCAGACGGUGUGCUCUCCGGAUUUUCUAAGAACUCCUUCAUUGGAAAUCGUAAGUUGUGUGGAAAGCAAAUUGCUGUCGUGUGCGAAGAUGAUAGUGGAAACCCUUCUUCAAAUUCCCAAUCAGCAGGUCAAAAUCAAAAGAAAAAUUCUGGUAAGCUGCUUAUUAGUGCAUCAGCAACCGUAGGUGCGCUGCUUCUAGUGGCACUCAUGUGUUUUUGGGGAUGCUUUCUAUAUAAAAAGUUCGGUAAAGCCGAGAGUAAAAGCCUUGCAGUGGAUGUUGGUGGAGGUGCAUCUAUUGUGAUGUUCCACGGAGAUUUGCCUUACUCUUCCAAAGACAUCAUUAAGAAACUGGAAAUGUUGAAUGAAGAGCACAUAAUCGGGUGUGGAGGCUUCGGAACAGUGUAUAAGCUGGCCAUGGAUGAUGGCAAUGUUUUUGCUUUGAAAAGAAUUGUAAAGUUAAACGAAGGGUUUGAUCGUUUUUUUGAGAGGGAGCUUGAGAUUCUUGGGAGCAUCAAACACCGAUACCUCGUGAAUCUACGUGGAUAUUGCAAUUCUCCAACAUCAAAGCUACUGUUAUAUGAUUACUUGCCCGGUGGUAGCCUUGAUGAAGCACUUCAUGUAGAGAGAGGCGAGCAAUUGGACUGGGAUUCGCGUGUAAAUAUCAUCAUAGGAGCUGCGAAAGGGUUAUCAUAUUUGCAUCAUGAUUGUUCUCCUAGGAUUAUCCACCGUGAUAUAAAGUCGAGCAACAUUUUGCUUGAUGGCAAUCUUGAGGCUCGUGUAUCGGAUUUUGGUCUUGCCAAGUUGUUGGAAGACGAAGAAUCUCAUAUUACAACCAUUGUUGCUGGCACAUUUGGGUACUUAGCUCCAGAAUAUAUGCAAAGUGGUAGAGCAACUGAGAAAACCGAUGUAUACAGCUUCGGGGUUUUGGUUCUUGAAAUCAUGAGUGGGAAACGACCAACUGAUGCUUCCUUCAUCGAGAAAGGCCUUAACGUUGUUGGUUGGCUAAAGUUCUUGAUCAGCGAAAAUCGGCCAAGGGAGAUUGUUGAGCCGAACUGUGAAGGAAUGCAGAUAGAGAGCCUUGAUGCUCUUCUAUCAAUAGCAACACAGUGCGUGUCUUCGAUUCCAGAAGAGCGUCCCACGAUGCAUCGGGUUGUCCAGUUACUUGAGUCAGAGGUCAUGACUCCUUGUCCCAGCGACUUUUAUGAUUCCAGCUCUGAUUGAUUGCAUGAACCCACCAGCUGAAAAACCCGAGAACAAGUCAACAGAAUCUGGUGGUUUCAGGGGAAAAUCUUCAAAUGCCUUGUGUCUACUCAAUGUCCGGCUUUGCUCCCCAAGAAAACGUGCAAAUGCCAGUGAAGAGCCAUCAUUAGUCUUUGUGUUGUGUUGCCAUUUAAUUUUCCUCCCAGUUUUACAAGAUUCGAGCCAUUCAUUUUCAUCCCCUUUUCUCUUCUUUUUUUUUUGUUUCUCCUGAUUUUUGGUAAAAAAAACUUUUAUUUGAACAUGAAAUUGAAAUGUAUAGUUGUGACCUUGUAGAAAAACUGGUCUCUGCCUCUGAAUUGUUCUUUUGAAAUAAUCCAUGUUUCUUCAUCGUCU